This is a messenger RNA of Naegleria lovaniensis, 1914 nucleotides long. RefSeq lists its product as uncharacterized. The coding region runs from base 1 to 1914 and encodes 637 amino acids. Gene Ontology annotation, molecular function: protein binding. The record is from RefSeq and is a predicted model, not a curated record. The transcript has a single exon. NCBI's taxonomy places the organism in Eukaryota, Heterolobosea, Eutetramitea, Acrasida, Naegleriidae.
AUGCUCAAACAACACAGAUCAUGCCACUCUUUUGCCCGCAAGAUUUUCAAGGUCAUAUUGGGUCCUUGUCUCAAUCGAACAACAACUACUCCAUCCUCCCAACAAUUUUUCUUGUUCGGAAAUGUUUCAUUCCACAACCAUGAACCACAACACCGAGAAUUCCAUAAAUGCAUAGUCUUUUAUCAAACGGAAAAGAAGUCUCCUGAACUCGAAAUGGCAGAUCUUAGAACGCAAAUAGUUGAAGCCUUUGAACAACAAAGUUACGCUCUAGCAGCAACCAUUUCUUCGAAAUUGAUUCAAAGAUUAACUACAAUGACUUCUGAACACUCUCUCUCAGCACAAGACAAGAAAACUCUCGUGUUUGCCUAUCUAGCUCGCGGUUGGGUUCAAAAUUCUAUCGAAGAUUUAAGUAAAUCCAUUGAACUCAAUCCUCUCUUGGUUAAUGGUUAUUACUUUAGAGCACGUGUCUAUCUCACCCUGAAUCAAAUGGAUAAAGCCUUCCAAGACAUUGAAACAUGCCUUUCACUGAAUCCAGAUUGUACUGAGGCCUAUUUAACAAGAGCCUUCAUUUACGAACAAGGUCAAGAUUAUGAAAAGGCAAUUGAAGAUUAUGAGAGAAUCAUACACAUACAUCCACGAGUACGACAAGAUCCACAGAUAUUGGACCGAUUAGCUGGUUUGUAUUGGAGAGUGGCGCGUGCAUCAUUGGAUGUAAAUAUAGACCAGUGGCAUACCAAUCUUGAAAAGGGUAAUCAACUCUGUAUAGAGACCAUUGAAAUAUUGUCGAAUCGUAUUGAAAAUCAUUCUGAUACCAACUUCACAGUGGGAUCAUUGGGUCAUGGUCGUCAUUUUGGCGUUGUUGCUCUUGAUGGCACUCUCAUUGAUAACAACACGAGUCAUGACGCUCCAUUACACUCUGCUGAGAAAUGUCAUCGAAUUCGACUAUGCUCGAAUAUUGCAAGUAAUUAUGUAGGCAUGAAUCAACACCAACAAGCUCUCCAGUAUUAUACAAAAGCCAUCAAAUUCAUUCACGAGAUGGAACAAGAGAACGGUCUUUCAACAGCAAUGCUGUUUGCAUACUAUCAAGCAUACAUGAAUCGAGGAUUUUUAUUGAUGCAAUAUUUCAAGAAAUAUGAUUUGGCAUUGAAAGACUUCAUGAAAGCAUUUGAUAUUGCGGACUCGUCGAGGGCUGAUGACAAGACACCUCAAUGGGAAACACAAAAAUACCAAAUCUAUGUUGCCCAUAGUGAGUUGGCCAUGUUACACGUGAAUAUGAAUGAAAUUGAUAAGGCAUGUGAGCACGUGCUUAGGGCAGAGAUUGCACUUCUUGAAAUUUGUGAAAGUAGAGCUACUACUAUCACUGAUAGUCCUGUUAAUGAUAUGACACAUGAAUCCAACACAGAAAACAAAAACUCCCAACAGGUCGAGAAGGUUGAAACUCCAUUUCCGUUUAACUUGUUCCUAUGUGGAAACAGUCUUAAACAAUUUGCAUUGAAUAUUGCGCAAACAUAUCCGAAUUGUCUCUGGAUAGGAAAUGCAUUAUAUUCGCUGGAUGUAUUAUGUGUUCUUGAGGGAGACUAUGAAAACGCUCUCAAGCUGUUAAACAUAUAUAUUGACGAGCAACAUUUGCAAGAACAUUUGGAAAUCAUUUAUGCCAAUCGAGCAGAUGUAAAAAUUAAAUUGGGAAAAUAUCAUGAAGCCAUUCAAGAUUGUAAUUCAUCUUUGGAAUUGGAUCCAAACUAUUAUGCUGCUUUUUUCAACAGAGGAGAAGCUUAUUUUCACUUACAAGAAUUGGAUAAGGCAAAACAUGAUUUUGAUCUUGCCCUUGAGAAGGCUCCUUUUUUAAAAAAAGAGUUGUUGAAUCUCUGGCCCACUUUUGAUGAAUACCAAUUGAGUAAUACACAAAACGAUUGA